Amaranthus tricolor (Joseph's coat) is the source of this 3004-nucleotide messenger RNA. Its product is annotated as probable amino-acid acetyltransferase NAGS2, chloroplastic. NCBI's taxonomy places the organism in Eukaryota, Viridiplantae, Streptophyta, Magnoliopsida, Caryophyllales, Amaranthaceae. The coding region runs from base 276 to 2096 and encodes 606 amino acids. The transcript has 10 exons. The record is from RefSeq and is a predicted model, not a curated record. Gene Ontology annotation, molecular function: L-glutamate N-acetyltransferase activity, acting on acetyl-CoA as donor. Gene Ontology annotation, cellular component: cytoplasm. Gene Ontology annotation, biological process: L-arginine biosynthetic process.
GUGAGACAUUUUCACUUAAUUGCUGGGAGUAUUUUGCCAAGUGGGAAGUAUUAUCGAGACUUUAGAACCCCGACAUUUUUCUUAUGUCUUGUCCAUUAGUUUACAUGUGGUGGGGUUUUAGCAUUGUUAGCAAAUUGCGUUUCGACCUUCCUUUCCUCGCCUUUCUGGGAUUCUUUGUUUUUCAGUAUACAAUUACUGCAGAACCCAUGAAAUUGCUACUAUUACUCCAUUAGUUUAAUAAAAUUGCACAAACUUUCCCAUUUCCUUUUCAAAAUAUGGCUAUUUCCUACCCAAAUAGUCUCAUACUUCAACAAAUUCAUCGAGAGAUUUCCCAUUUAUUUCAACCUACUUACAACCCACGAAAUGGAAAUGCUUUGACCUUCAUCAAUGGUUCGGGAUUCAAAGCAAUUAAACCCUUAAGUGCAGUAUCUAUUAAUGGCGGUGGAGAACAGGAGAAAUCAGUCAAAUGUCAAGUCUUUAACGAAACAGAGUGGGAAGCAGACAGGGAAGUCAGAGAAAGAGAUGGUUAUUCAUCAAUGGAGAAAGAAGAGCAUUUUGUGAGGUGGUUUAGAGAAGCUUGGCCUUAUUUUAAGGCUCAUAGAGAUGGUACUUUUGUUAUUAUUAUCUCUGGUGAGAUGGUUGAUAGUGCUUUCUUAGAUCCUAUUUUAAAGGAUAUCUCUCUAUUGCAUGGAUUAGGAAUCAGAUUUGUGAUUGUUCCUGGUACCCAUGUGCAUAUUGACAAGCUUUUGGCUGAGAGAGGAAGCAAAGCCCAAUAUGUUGGGCCAUACAGAAUUACUGAUUCUGAUUCUCUUGAAGCUGCUAUGGAAGCAGCUGGAAGAAUUCGUAUACUAAUAGAAGCAAAACUUGCUGCGGGACCAUCUUUGUGUAAUAUUCGCAGACAUGGUGAAAAUAGUAGAUGGCAUGAUGUUGGUGUAAGUGUUGCAAGUGGGAACUUCCUUGCCGCUAAGCGAAAAGGAGUUGUGAAGGGAAUUGAUUAUGGAGCAACUGGAGAGGUGAAGAAAGUAGAUGCUGCUCGCAUUCGUGAGAGGCUUGAUGCAGGUUGCAUAGUGCUACUAAGUAAUUUGGGUUAUUCCAGCUCUGGAGAAGUGCUAAAUUGCAACACAUAUGAGGUUGCAACUGCUUGUGCAUUAGCUCUUAAUGCGGAGAAGCUUAUUUGCAUAAUCGAUGGUCCUUUUACGGAUGACUCGGGGCACCUUAUUCGCUACCUCAGCCUUGAUGAAGCAGACAAGCUUAUUCGUGAACGAGCUAAGCAAAGUGAGGUUGCUGCCAACUAUGUUGAGGCUGUUAACCAGGAAGAUCUCAAGAGUCAAGAACUCUAUCAGUAUACUGACACUGUUCCCUCAGUGUUGAAUGGAAUAAGUAAUGCAACAUUUCAAAAUGGUCUUGGUUUUGACAAUGGACAGGGUUUUGCUAUUGGUGGUCAAGAGAGGCUUAGUAGGUCAAAUGGUUACCUUUCAGAAUUGGCUGCAGCAGCUUUUGUUUGCAAAGGUGGUGUCCAAAGAGUUCACUUAUUGGAUGGAACAAUUGGUGGAGUUCUUUUGUUGGAGUUGUUUCAGAGAGAUGGAGUAGGAACAAUGGUAGCAAGUGAUGUUUAUGAGGGAACGAGGAUGGCUAGGGAGCCAGAUCUUGCUGGGAUAAGACAGCUACUACAACCAUUAGAAGCAUCUGGAACAUUGAUUCGCCGGACUGAUGAAGAGUUAGUUGCUGCAAUUGAUUCAUUCAUCGUUGUGGAAAGAGAAGGCCAGAUCAUUGCCUGUGCUGCCCUUUUUCCUUUCUUUGAGGAUAGGUGUGCGGAAGUUGCAGCCAUUGCUGUUUCUCCUGAAUGCCGCGGACAAGGACAGGGUGAUAAGUUACUUGAUUUUAUCGAAAAGAAGGCAUCCUCGUUUGGAUUGGAUAUGCUUUUCCUACUGACGACACGCACUGCAGACUGGUUUGUUAGGCGUGGAUUUUCAGAGUGCACGAUUGAUUGCUUGCCAAAAGAACGAAGGAAAAAGAUCAAUUUAUCCCGCAACUCCAAAUAUUACAUGAAAAAGCUGGUGCCAGACACAAGCGGUAUAUCUGUUAGGACAAGGUGACCUCAUUACUAGGUCUUUUACUUUUCAUGUCGGUGAUGCCUCUGGAGUUGCAUGUUAUGUAACUUAUCUUCCUGAGGGAGUCGAGUCCAAGCGCAAUUUUGUAGAAUAGCUUUACGUAGUCGAUCUUUGCAAAAAUAAAAAUGCAGGGAGUUUGUGUCUUGCCAUUGAUGAUGAUGAUAAUGCGAAUUAAGUUAAUUUGUAAAUGUCAAAUUGCUAUGUAGUUACAGUUGUGUAUACAAGUUUUUGUUGUCAGUUAUUUAAUAAAAGUUGGCCAGUAUUUCAAGAUUAGUUGCUUUUAAAUGUCCACUGGACCAUCAAAAAGAGAAAACCGAUAGAUCGGUGUGUGUGUGUGUGCGCUGAGUAAUGUCUGCUAGGGAUGGCGUUUGUGGAGGUCUAAGCGAGUCACCAAAACACCCCCUCAAGGCUCUAAUGCACACCGAAAAAGAGAACCUUCAUCUAUGUCAUGGAGUCCCACUAGAAGUCGCAUAUCUUUACGGAAACCAACUUCCCUCCUUCACCUUCGUGGCUGGUGUCCCCACCAUCAAGAGCUUUUGAACUGAUAACAAGUCUAAGUGGGGAGGAAAAAAUAAUCGGUCUCUAACACCAAUGGAAUCUCCUAUGCUAUGCUCGGAGAUUCCUAGGUGAGACAAAAGUGAAUCUUUAACGGUUUGUUUGGUUAGUGGUACUAAAUGGUGAUAAUGAAAAUGAUUUAUAGUGUAAAAUUUUAUUAAAAGUUUCAUAUCAUUCCUAAGGUAAUGAAAUUUUGAUCACAAAAAAGUUUUUGUUUACAAAUUUUCAUUACCACCAAAUACCACGUCUCCUAAUAGUAAUUGCAUUAGAAUGAAAUUUAUGAAAAAAAAUGACAUGAUUGCAGUUGGAUAAGCAUGGUCAUCAAGUUAGCAAGAGGU